Messenger RNA from Heterostelium album PN500, 612 nucleotides. Its product is annotated as methionyl-trna synthetase beta subunit. The transcript has a single exon. NCBI's taxonomy places the organism in Eukaryota, Evosea, Eumycetozoa, Acytosteliales, Acytosteliaceae. Gene Ontology annotation, molecular function: tRNA binding. The record is from RefSeq and is a predicted model, not a curated record. Bases 1 to 612 code for a protein of 203 amino acids.
AUGAAUAGUAGCAAUAUGUUAAAGAAUACAAUUAGUUUAAUCAGUAGAUCUACAACAACAUUGAACAAAGCAAGUUGUUAUAAUGGUGCUUUGAUGCCAGUGAGAUUCGCCAGUUGCUGCGGAGGAAAAUCUACUCUUCCACCAGUUGCUGCAGGUGAAAUUACUUUGGACGACUUUUUCAAAUUGGAUCUCAGAGUUGCCAAAGUAGUGCAAGCCGAACAUGUUGAAGGUGCUAAAAAGUUGAUCAAAUUGACAUUGGAUAUUGGACCAAAGAAGAAACCAGUGGUCACCGCUCAACAAACAGGUGAACAAUCAACUGAAAACGCAACAUCAUCAACAACAAAUGAAUCGACUACUCCUGCUGCUACUACUACUACACAAACAGAAGAAAUCGUUGAACGUGAUAUUAGAACAGUAUUCAGUGGUAUUAAACAACACUAUCAACCAGAACAACUACAAGGAAAGAAUGUUAUUAUGGUUGCAAACUUGGCACCAAAGAAAACCAAAUUCGGUGUCUCUGAGGGUAUGGUAUUGUUUGCAAGCGACGAUGAAUCAAAACAAGUGUUGGCUUUAAAUUGUGACAAUGCUCAAGCUGGUUUCAGAGUUUUAUAA